Sphenostylis stenocarpa is the source of this 180-nucleotide messenger RNA. Lineage: Eukaryota; Viridiplantae; Streptophyta; Magnoliopsida; Fabales; Fabaceae. The record is from the annotation of a GenBank genome assembly.
AUUGAUCACUCGGUAGUAGAAAGUUUUGAAGGAGAAGGAAGGGCCUGCAUCACAGCAAGAGUAUAUCCCACGAUAGCCAUUGAUGACAUGGCACAGUUAUAUGUUUUCAACAAUGGAACUGCGUCUGUCGAGAUCACAAAACUGAGUGCUUGGAGCAUGAAGAAGGCAAAAAUAAACUGA